Messenger RNA from Brassica oleracea var. oleracea, 959 nucleotides. RefSeq lists its product as uncharacterized. The record is from RefSeq and is a predicted model, not a curated record. Lineage: Eukaryota; Viridiplantae; Streptophyta; Magnoliopsida; Brassicales; Brassicaceae. The coding region runs from base 183 to 755 and encodes 190 amino acids. The transcript is spliced from 3 exons.
AAUGUCCAAAACGAAAAAAGUAAAACCUUCUUCUUCGCUCUUGCCGUUUCGUAUAAAGCGAGACAAGUGCCCCUCUUUGGUCCAAUCCUCUUUUUUUUUUUUUUUUUUUUAUAGUUCUUCAAAAUCGCGGAGAGAAGAGCGACCAUCCGUUCACAGCCGAUUACAAAAGAAUCUUUAGGGGGAUGGGUAAGAAGAGAAAAGCUACAGAGACGAGCCUCGAUGAGGUAGAUCGGACUGUUUACGCCUCCUUUCGAACCGCCGCGAACUCGCUGUCUCAGCUUUACACUCAGUCCAUGAACCACCAGAAACUCUCUUUCCAAGCAGGUGAACGCCAUGGUCUGGAAAAACUGUACCAAUGGAUAUGGAGACAACAAGAAGGAGGGUCAAGAGUGACUCCUGUGGAUAUAAUCAAUUACAUUCAGAACGAGCUGGAGUGCUGCACAGAGGAGCCCCCAAUAUCCCCAAGAGCGCCGCCACCUCAACCAACAAUGCAUGUCACAAAUUCCGGUCUCAUUGCCUCUUCAGGCACGUCUUGCCCAACAGCUGUUCCGGCGGUUCGGUCUGAGCAAUGCGAAAACCAGGCCAAGAACUCGGUUUUCUCAAACGCUCUUUCAAGUCCCGUACGCCGUAGUCUGCAGAACUACCAAGUUCCGCAAGGAGGAUACAUAUCUGGCGGAACCAGAAGCAGUGAACUGAACAGGGGAUCUGACUCUCCUAGUUCUUUUGAUUCUUCAAUGGACAUGCAUGCAGAAUAAGAAGCUAUAAAGAUGUAAUACCCCCUCUUGUGAUAAUGUUUGAUCUUAUACAAAACUGGUUUGAAUUUUCAUAAUGUAUCAAUUGGUUGUCGUCUUGAAGGUGGUUUGCUGGUAUUUUGGUUAGGGUUUCUGAUGGUCACAUGUAAAUCAUUGUGUUUGGGAUUCAUAUCUCUAUUAACUUCUUAGUGUUCAUCUUUCAAAUCA